GAAGACCUCGUAAUUAUAGAACCCUAAUUAUCGUGUCUUUUCCUAAUUAGUGGCUUUCACCUAUAAAUUUAAUAGAAAACCUGUGUAGAUAUUUUUCAUUCUGUGUGCUCCUUGCGGCUGUCCCAGAGCCUCCUGGAAAAAAAAAAAAAGCAAAAACAAAAACAAUACUAGGUGCUUCAAUGGCUACGGGACAAUCUUUCUCUUCUAUAUCCCUCGCUUUCUUUUAAUAAUUUUACUCCGAAAACCUCAACUACUAAGAGCUGCCCACUUUCAUGGAAUCCGUUCAGAUGAUCAGUAUAUCAGCUGUUCUUUCUUGGAUUCCUUCGCAGUACUCCUAGUGGAUCUGAUUAUUCUUGCUUCUUCCUUUUCAGUUUUGAGCUGAAAGAAACCCAAAGAAAAGAAAACAAAAGAAAAAAAAAAAAAACAGAGUGUUAGUUUUGAGUCAUGGAAGAGAGGCAUGUCCUGUUUGAGAAAUACGAGAUAGGGAGAUUAUUAGGUAAAGGGACUUUUGCUAAAGUUUACUAUGGGAAAAACGUGGAGACUGGAGAAAGUGUAGCAAUCAAAGUAAUCAGCAAAGAUCAAGUCAAGAAAGAAGGGAUGAUGGAGCAGAUCAAGAGAGAAAUAUCCAUUAUGAGAUUAGUUCGUCAUCCGAACGUAGUCGAGCUGAAAGAAGUACUGGCGACAAAAACCAAGAUCUUUUUUAUCAUGGAGUAUGUUCGCGGCGGCGAACUCUUUGCUAAAGUCGCCAAAGGUAAACUUAAAGAAGAUGUUGCUCGUAAAUACUUUCAACAACUAAUCAGCGCAGUCGAUUUCUGCCAUAGCAGAGGCGUUUCUCAUAGAGACUUAAAGCCAGAGAAUCUGUUAUUAGAUGAAAACGAAGAUCUCAAGGUUUCUGAUUUUGGACUUUCAGCUUUGCCUGAACAAUUACUCAACGAUGGGCUACUCCACACGCAGUGUGGCACGCCUGCAUAUGUGGCUCCUGAAGUUCUCAGAAAGAAAGGAUACGAUGGUUCCAAAGCUGAUAUAUGGUCAUGUGGAGUGAUUCUUUAUGUUCUGCUUGCUGGUUUCUUGCCAUUUCAAGAUGAGAAUAUUAUGAAAAUGUACAGGAAAGUUUUCAAAGCAGAAUUUGAAUGUCCAGCGUGGUUUUCAACAGAUGCUAAAAGGUUAAUUUCUCGACUUUUGGUUGCUGACCCACAAAGAAGAAUUACAAUUCCAGCAAUAAUGCGAGUUCCUUGGUUUCAGAAAGGGCUUACGAGGCCUGUAACUUUCUCAGUCCAAGAUUCGAACUUGGGAAAAACAGCAGCCGCGGAGGAAGAUGAAUCUUUAUCAGUCGUCACUAAAGUUUCUUCUCCUAAAUUCUUUAACGCUUUCGAGUUUAUUUCAUCCAUGUCUUCUGGGUUUGAUUUAUCAAGUUUAUUCGAGAACAAGAGGAAAACAGGGUCAGUCUUCACUUCGAAAUUCUCCGCCGGUGCUAUCAUCAAUAAGAUUGAAGGUGUUGCAAAAGGUUUAAAUUUUAAGAUAGCUAAAGUUAAGGAUUUCAAAGUGAAACUACAAGGUCCGUUGGAGGGACGUAAAGGGCAGCUUUCGGUGACGGCAGAGGUGUUCGAGGUAGCUCCGGAGUUGGCCCUCGUGGAGUUCUCCAAAUCAUCGGGUGAUACUUUGGAGUAUGCUAAGUUUUGCGAAGAAGAUGUUAGGCCUGCACUGAAAGAUAUUGUCUGGACAUGGCAAGGUGACACUGUUAAUGGUGGCGAAGAUUGUGAAAAACAAUAGUCGCUAGCUAUCGAAUAGCUAAUUAGGAACUUUUUACGUUUUUUCUUUUUCGGGUUUUUGAUAUGUGAUCUGUAAAUUAUUUGUGACUAGCGAGUUAAUGCAAGAAUCUGAAGACAAUAAAACAGUAAAAAGUUAAGUGAA
This is a messenger RNA of Ricinus communis (castor bean), 1911 nucleotides long. RefSeq names its product CBL-interacting serine/threonine-protein kinase 25. NCBI's taxonomy places the organism in Eukaryota, Viridiplantae, Streptophyta, Magnoliopsida, Malpighiales, Euphorbiaceae. Gene Ontology annotation, biological process: protein phosphorylation; signal transduction. The transcript has a single exon. The record is from RefSeq and is a predicted model, not a curated record. The coding region runs from base 445 to 1770 and encodes 441 amino acids. Gene Ontology annotation, molecular function: protein kinase activity; ATP binding.